Messenger RNA from Aspergillus melleus, 741 nucleotides. RefSeq lists its product as uncharacterized. Bases 1 to 741 code for a protein of 246 amino acids. The transcript has a single exon. Lineage: Eukaryota; Fungi; Ascomycota; Eurotiomycetes; Eurotiales; Aspergillaceae. The record is from RefSeq and is a predicted model, not a curated record.
AUGCCCUCCUCCUUCAACCCGCACGACUACCGCAAGCUACAGAGAAUCGACAGCGACGACGACGACUUCAAGCUAGAGUCCUUCGACCACGUACAACAGGGCCCCUCCGCCCUCCCCGCGCCCAGUAAAGACCCCGCCAGAAAGAACACGCGAUGGAUGAUCUCCACGGUGCUGCUCUCCGCCCUCGUCCUGGCGGCCAUUAGCCUGUUGUCGAUUAAUUUUGCCCGACCGCGCCAUCGUACGUCCUCGUCGCCUACCUCGUCUGCGCCAGAACCCCAAAGCACCAUGGCGUCCCAACCCUGCGGCACGUCGCCGUCCGAGGCCAGCGCCGCCGGAUGUAUAUACGACGUAAUGAUGCACUCGUGGCUCCCUGCGACGUGCUUCGACGAGGAGCUCACGAAAGAGUUUCGUGGCCUGCGAGAGUGGCGGUUCUAUGCCGAUGCAAACGGCACGAAGAUUCUGACUGAGAAGGAAGUGGCAUGGCGCACAGAGGAUGUCUAUACGACGUUGGACUAUCAUUACACGCGCUGCGUGUAUAGCCUGCGGAAGGACCAACGUGCCACGGAGCGGAUGAAAGAUCAGGAAGUUCCUGUCGCGGAGGAGAGCACGGUCGAUUGCUCCGAGCUGUUCUUGAGCACGGCCAAGCAGUUGAACGAGACGAGCAGCGUCAUUGUCCUGGGAGGCACGUUGAGGUCGCUGUCCGUGAGCUAUCCGGUAUGCACGCGACCGAAGAUGAUGUGA